Molecule: messenger RNA, 453 nt
Organism: Morchella importuna
Lineage: Eukaryota; Fungi; Ascomycota; Pezizomycetes; Pezizales; Morchellaceae
Exons: 10
Coding region: 1-453 (150 amino acids)
Source: RefSeq, a predicted model, not a curated record
AUGGAUAAAAAUCUCACCAGCUGUUACACCAGCUUCAGCCCGGCAAGGAGGGCAAUCAAGCGAACUGAGCGCAAGAAGAGGCAAGUUCGGCCAGGACUGCAGCGUGUUAUACUCUAUGGGUUAGUGGGUGGAGUGCAGAGCCGCACGGCCUUGAGCUGCACAACCUCAUCGCGACAUCCUCCCAACACCACUCUCACCACCAUUGACGAAGACGAAACCGACUCGAGAGCUGCAGAAUACACCUCGCUCGCCUAUUUCCAUCCUCACCUGGGGUUACGAUUAUGCUCUAGGUCUUUACCGAGAAAGGACGGCUCAACGAAGGAGAAGGAGAGGGCGUUGGAGGAAGGGAAGCAAUUGACUUUCUCUGAAGUCAUAUCCACAACAAUGUCGCGCUUACCACGGUUUUCUUGGGUCAAUGUGUUUACAGGCCCUGUAACCUUUAGGAAAUGCUAG